Cuscuta epithymum is the source of this 792-nucleotide messenger RNA. Lineage: Eukaryota; Viridiplantae; Streptophyta; Magnoliopsida; Solanales; Convolvulaceae. The record is from the annotation of a GenBank genome assembly.
AUAAAAUCUCCCCUUACUAUGUCGGUUGGUCCCAGAUACGAAGAAACAAGGGGCAAAUAACUGAUUCUGCCAUCUGAUUUACAGAUCAUCAUCAGCUUCUAUUACUGUUCCACCGGUGAAUCGAACUCUGACCUACCGUUCUCUUUCCGUCCGACUGUUCGAAAAUUUGAGAUUCCAGUGAGCAACAAUCUACCCUCUUUCAACCAGACACCCCCCUUCUUUGUAGUUGAUAGUCUAAAAAAGAUGCGAUCUUUAUGAAGAAAAUAUUGAGGUUUGAUUUGAAGGAGGGAUGUAUCUCAGAAGCAUGGAGGAGUUCUGGGCUUUCUACAUGAACCAGCACGCGAUGGCAGCAACAAGGCGGUGGCACUUUGCAGGCACACUCUGUAGUAUACUGUGGUUAAUAUACUCGGUGAUGUUCAACCGGUGGUGUUUGGUUUUUGUGCCUCUGUUUGGUUAUGGUUUCGCGUGGUACAGCCAUUUCUUUGUUGAAGGGAAUGCUCCUGAAACUUUCAGGCACCCCUUUUUGUCCCUCUUGUGUGAUUUCAAGAUGUUCGGGUUGAUGCUCACUGGUCAGAUGGAUAGAGAGAUUAAGAGGCUUGGUAAGAGGCCUGUCUUGCAAGCUUACUGAGCCUUUUCUUUCAGUUGUCAUUUUCUCUUUUGUUCUUUUGAUGAUUGUUGGACUUGGGAGGAUGAUAUAGGGGGAUUUGGUGUGGGGGGAGGGUGACUUUCAAUGUUUCUGUUGUAUCAUUAUGUAAGUAUAUGAUGAAUUCAUGAUAGUUGUUGUUCUGUUAA